Prionailurus viverrinus (fishing cat) is the source of this 402-nucleotide messenger RNA. RefSeq names its product keratin-associated protein 9-4-like. NCBI's taxonomy places the organism in Eukaryota, Metazoa, Chordata, Mammalia, Carnivora, Felidae. The coding region runs from base 1 to 402 and encodes 133 amino acids. The record is from RefSeq and is a predicted model, not a curated record. Gene Ontology annotation, cellular component: keratin filament. The transcript has a single exon.
AUGACCCACUCAUGCUGCUCCUCUUGCUGCCAGCCUACGUGCUGCAGGACCACCUGCUGCCGGACCAUCUGCUGCCAGCCCAGCUGCUGUGGGUCCAGUGGCUGUGGACACAACUGCGGUGGGUCUAGCGGCUGUGGCUCCAGCUGCUGCCAGCCUUGCUGCCGCCCAACUUGCUGUCACACCACCUGCUGCCGGACCACCUGCUGCCAGCCCAGUUGUUGUGGGUCCAGCGGCUGUGGGUCCAGCGGCUGUGGACAAAACUGCUGUGGGUCCCACUGCUGCCAGCCAGUUUGCUGUACCCCCGUGUACUGCACGAGAACCUGCUACCACCCCACCUGCUGCUGCCUGCCUGGGUGCCUAGCCCAAGGCUGUGGAUCCUGCUGCCAGCCCUCCUGCUGCUGA